AGGUAAACGCUGCACAAUGGUAUCACUCUUACAACGUUGAACAUAUAAAGGUAAUUAAUAGGAUUAGCCUUUUGUUUGAUUACUUUAUCAAAAAGCUAAUAAUGUGAACUUGCUUAUGUUCCCGUUGUCCACCUCAGAGUCAGACAGCUGCUGUAACAAUCAGUAUCCUUAGAAACGCUUUGAACAACUCAAUGUCAUAACAUCGUUAUUUUUAAUAUCAACAGAAAAAUAAACCUGACUUUGCAUCGCUCUGAAGUACAUAAAGCAGCUGUUUCUUUAUGUGUCUCACUUCGAUCUGCUCCUACAACAGAAAUAUGAAUCUGUCCAUUGGCUCACACUGUUGACCCGUCUCUGUUUGUAAAGCUGUUGCGUAAAGCUCUGAUAUGAUAACCUCAGGGGCGAUUAUGAGUGGAAACUACAGUGUAUUAUCACGGAUCCCAGGCAACAGACUCUGUCAUGUGACUCUCUGCAGUCAUACAGGAAGUGCUGAGAGAGGAGCAGCGCUUCUACAUCACAUUCAUAUAGAUCUGUCAUCAGGUGUGUGUUGAUCACCAUGGCAUCGCUGCUCUGCACCCUACAGGACCAUCGUGAUGACGUGAACUGCUGCGCGCUCUCUGACCGUUUUCUGGCCUCGUGCUCAGGAGACAAAACCGUCCGCGUGUACUCUUGUGAGGACUUCAGCGAGCUGCGCUUCUCUCCCCUGCGCGCGCACGCUUACGGCGUUCACUGCUGCUGCUUCAGCAGCUGCGGCCGUUAUCUGGCGUCCUGCUCCACGGACGCGCGCACUAUAAUAUGGAGCACGUCUACAGGCGCAGCGGUGGCCACACUGGAGCAUCCAGCGCGCGCUCCGGUUCGAGUUUGCGCAUUCUCUCCAGACGCGCGCUGCCUGCUGUCCGGCGCGUCUGACGGGACUGUGGCGAUCUGGGAUGUGACGUCAAAGACGCUACAAAGAUGUGCCAAAGUCAGUGAGGGCACCGUCCUGGCCUGCUGUUUCUCCCCGUGCGGACAGAUGUUCGUCACGGGCUCCACUCUGGGAGAACUGCACCUCUGGACGCGCUCUGUGGGGCCGCUGCACACGCAGAGAGAAGCGCAUGAUCUGGGAGUCAACUGCUGCCACUUCUCCCCUCAGAUGAGCCUCGAUGGCCAGACAAUCAAGUUUCGAUUGGCCUCUGGUGGGCAGGAUAACCAACUGAGGAUAUGGAUUAUUUCCCAGCAUGCAACAACAGGUUAUGAGAUGUCGCUGCUGUAUACUCUCUCUGCUCAAUCUGCUCCGGUCCUCUCCUGUGCGUUCUCAUUUGACGGACAGCUGCUCGUCUCAGGGUCUGUUGAUAAAACAGUGACGGUAUAUGACGCGAAUCAUGGAGAACUUGUACACACUCUGACGCAGCAUGACAGAUAUGUGACUGCAUGCGCGUUCUCCCCCUGUGAGUUGAUGUUUGCAUCUGGCUCUAUGGAUAAGACGGUGAAUAUCUGGAGGAUUGGAGAUGGAAAUGCUCAAGCAUCUGAACCAUUGAAAACGUCAGUCCAAGGAAGUAAGCCGCUGGGUUACUCCAGAAUGCUGGUCAGCGAUUGGUCAGAGGAGGAUGUGUGCGAGUGGCUCCGUGACGAAGGAUUUGAGGCUCUGAUGGACGCGUUUAGGGCCCACAACAUUGACGGGGCCGAACUAAUGACCUUAAACACGGAGACACUGACCACUGCAUUUAACAUUGAGUCGGUGGGUCUCCGGGGUCGAGUCUUAAGGAAGAUCAAGGAUCUGAGAUCUUCACUGCUGGACUCCGACAGUCCAGACGAGUUCCUCUGUCCGAUCACCAGAGAGCUCAUGAAGGACCCCGUCAUCGCUGCGGAUGGAUAUUCCUAUGAAAGGGAUGCGAUCGAGAGCUGGAUCAACACUCCCAAUCGCUCAAGCCCGAUGACCAACCUGCCUUUACAAACCACUAUACUGACCGCCAACAGAAGCUUGAAGAUGGCCAUACAGCGCUGGAAGUCCAGCCAGUGACCUCAGUGUAGCCGGUUUUCUUUAAUAGAUAGAAAAGGUUUUGUCUUUAUUCUGAUUAGAUUUUUCGAUGAGACCAGUUUGUUCAUGUGAUGUACAGCCUAUUUACACGGUUUUGAUCAUAAUAAAUACAUAUAUAUAU
Messenger RNA from Megalobrama amblycephala (Wuchang bream), 2135 nucleotides. Its product is annotated as WD repeat, SAM and U-box domain-containing protein 1-like. The transcript has 13 exons. The record is from RefSeq and is a predicted model, not a curated record. Gene Ontology annotation, biological process: protein ubiquitination. Lineage: Eukaryota; Metazoa; Chordata; Actinopteri; Cypriniformes; Xenocyprididae. Gene Ontology annotation, molecular function: protein binding; ubiquitin-protein transferase activity. Bases 554 to 1996 code for a protein of 480 amino acids.